This is a messenger RNA of Neltuma alba, 848 nucleotides long. RefSeq lists its product as uncharacterized. The annotation marks the transcript as partial. Gene Ontology annotation, cellular component: cytosol. The transcript has 4 exons. NCBI's taxonomy places the organism in Eukaryota, Viridiplantae, Streptophyta, Magnoliopsida, Fabales, Fabaceae. The record is from RefSeq and is a predicted model, not a curated record.
ACAGGAAACUAAAGCAACUAAAACUCCCUGUGAAGAUCCAAGCUCCUACCAUUGCUGUUGAAUUGGAGAAUUACAAAGUGCUAGCCACGGUCCCUCUCGCCGUCGCCCUCCCUGAUCCUUCUCGCUGUCGAGCUCCUCUGGUCCUUCGUUCUGGUUCUGUCUCACUCUCCUUCUCUCGUCUCACUCUCUGCCACAAGGAAGAAGACACAGAGAAGAAGGUGAAGGUGAUGCUAUCGAUGGAAGAUGAAGACUCAGAGGAGAUGGAGAUUGGUGACUUCAGUCCUUCGUUCUUACGCCAUCGCUGGUCCUUCACUCUAGAAAGGAGGAGAAUCACUCAGAAGCAGACGAAGAAAGAGGAGGACGAGGACGAUUGCGCUGUCAGCUCUGCGACCUGCGAAUCGGAGUGGAAGAGAGAGAUCGGAAGGAAUCGAUUGCCGAUGGAGGAGCGCCGAUAUGCGGUGUUGGUGUGCGCGGAGGAAUCAGAGUAUGUGAGGAAGAGGUACGGUGGGUAUUAUGGAGUAUUUGUGAGAAUGCUGGCCGAGGAAGGGGAGAGGUGGGACGUGUACAGGGUGGCGCGUGGGGAGUACCCGCCGGAUGAGAAGGUGGAGCUGUACGACGGAUUUAUGAUCACCGGAAGUUGCAAUGACGCACAUGGGAACGAUGCCUGGGUGAGAGAGCUGCUGACAUUCCUUAAGAAAUUGGAUUCUAUGAGGAAGAAAGUUCUGGGCGUUUGCUUCGACCACCAGGAAGCUUAUGCGGCUGAGGCUGCGGCGAGUCUGGCUUUGAGGGAGCCGGAUAAGGAGGCAUGGAGAAGACUGUGCAUCAGCUUUCUCAAGGGUAGGUUAUGA